AUGUCGUUUAAGCUCCCUUCUUUUUCAAAAUCGAAGGUCUCCUAUCAAGAAUUCACGAAAGGUCUUGAAACAUUUUUGUGGACUGAUCUCUCUGAUACUAGUGAGAUUGGAAGAGGUACAUUUGGCGCAGAGUUACUUGCCCCUUUGAAGAGUGAGCAAAAAACAGUAGCAGAAAAAGUCGUCGUUAAGAAAUUGCUACAAUCGUCGAGGUCUGAUGAAAAACAAAGUUUUCUGGGCACUAGUAAAACAAUGAGUUUUGUCACGAGAGUUGACAAAACAAAGAAUUAUUUGUGAAUGCUUUGACUGUAUUUAGAGGUCCCACUCGAUCAAAAAGUCAGAUCUGGCAAGUUUGAACAUUUUUCUACCUAUUAAAAUAGAAUUAUUCUCGAGCAAAAUUCGAACAUAAUAGGCUGUUUCACGAUAAUUCUAUAUCAUAAUAAUGAUCCCGACGAAUAAAUAGUUGCAAAACUAUACCUGCGCGUGCGAUCAACUGUACCCCUAGUGUUGAUCGGCAAUCACAAGUUAGUCAUGAUCAGCUACAAUUUUGCACUGAGAACAUAACCUUGAAGCAGGGAAGUAAAGCAUCAAAAGACCUGAUAAUAUAUACGUAUGUGUAUGUAUAUCAAAUUACUCUGUGAUUCCUCACUUACAAAAUAUAACCCAGUAUCAUUCGUGAUGACAAUUAAAACAUAUGUAGUUGAAACUUGAAUAUAUGAAAACGUUUUCUGAAUUGCCGUUGUUUGUAUUUUGUAAAGAUUCUGAGUGGAUUUUUCAGAAUCUUCAAUACUGUAAGUAAAAUACAUGGAAUUGAUUGUGUAAUUAUGACAUCACACCUGCAGAUAUAGCUUUCUGAAUGUAAAUAUGGCAUCAAUUCUGCCAGCAGAAAACGAGCUUCUUUACAUGCAGAACAUAUAAAGCCAUGGCCCAUGGCGAGAUUUGUUUUUCUAACUAAAAAAGAAGCGAAAUAAACGAAAUACACUAAACGAGCUUACAAACUAAGACAGAGAAAAGAGAGAGAAAUACACGGCAUUGAUAACUUUCAAUAUCACGCGAAAAAUUAUUAAUUAUUGUCGUAAUAGAUUUUUUGAAGUUUAGUAAAUUUCGUGUCCGCAUGUCCGCGUUUUCCACUUGACUUGCGUGUCCGCAUGUCCGCGUUUUCCACUUGACUUGCGUGUCCGCAUGUCCGCGUUUUCCACUUGACUUGCGUGUCCGCAUGUCCGCAUGUCCGCGUGUCCGCAUGUCCGCGUUUUCCACCUAACCCAGUUUGAGAAACUCUGGAAACACUUUAUUUGUGCCAAAACCGCGAACGAACUAUGGUAAACGAAGUUUUAGUUACAACGGGACAGUGUAAGUUGUGGAAUGAGUUGCCUCAAAAUGUACGGGCAUGCAAUUUGCUCUCUUAGUCAAUUCAAAAUAGAAAUUGAUAACUUAUAUAUUUUCUAUAUGAAACUGUCUCCCGCACGGCAAUUUUGUAAAUCAGUGGCAUAUUGUAGUAUCUUAAUAUUUGUAAAGUCUAAGUGUAAACUGUCUUUUUAUAUUUGUUCUUAAGAGGCUCCCUACAGUAGCGUGCGGGAUGUUCCCGGGACCAGUACGUGAACUAUCCCACGCAAUCGCAUGAUCAAAACAAAACAAAAAUUGACCGGGCUUUUUUUUUAAAAAACAGCCAUUUCUGAAAGGUUUCUAAUGGAAAAAAGCGUUGAAUAAUACUACGUUUUGAGUGCAAAAUCACUUGCGAGUCUAUACAGCAAUUUUACAUAAUUAUGAUAGGAAUAUCACUAAACCAAAAAAUAGCUACGAAACAAUGUUUAGUUUUUUAAAAUAUACACUGUCAACUGUAAAACAUUUGCCAAAUUGGAUACAAACGUUUAAAAAGUUGUUUACUUCUCAAGAAAACGUUCACGUUUUUAGUCGUGUUUCUACAAGAUUAAAGUGAUUUUAUAUAAACAGAAAAAUAUUUCAGUUUCAUAGCCUAAUUGUUCAUUUUUAGCAAAAAGUACAAAACCAAACAUGAAACAAAAAAACACGUCCACCUGUUAAUAGCAUAGAUAUCUUAUAUACACUAGAUAGUGCAUCUAAUUAUUCUGCAAUUCAAAAAUUGAAGCCGUGAUUGCAGACUCAGGAUAUUCCCAUGAAAUGAGAAAACUCGUAUGUUUUCUAUUUCUUAAACAGGGAACUUAAACAUUAAGUUAAACCUAUUCCAAAUACAUUUUCAAACUAUUCAAAUGAUGAAAGUUAUUGUUGCCGUUAAGCGUUUAUUAGAGAGUGCGAACUACCAACAUGGCCGCCAUCUAUUCAAAUGGGGUUAACCGCUGGAAUAUUCUUGGAUAGAUGCCUAAUCUAGUUUAUAUAAGAUAUCUAUGGUUAAUAGGCUGCUACAGCUCAUAGAUUGAGUAAACGGCAGGGUUCAACUAGCUUCAACCUUCAAGAGGUUUUGUUGUUUUCAUCGUUUGAUCCUUCACAAUAAUCCUUGGCUGUCCAUGGCACUCAAAUUAAUCGAAACCGUAGAUUUUACCGUGCUUAAAUAAAGGUUUUUGAUUGAUUGAUUUGAUUGAUUGAUUACCCAGUAAUCUUCCCUUUUCCCCAGAUGCAGUCACAGGAAGCUCGACCAACAAAGCAUAUACCGCCAUUCCACAACAUUCUUGUUGAUAACAACAAGAAGAAAUAUUUUGAUGAAGCUCUGUAUGAGUUUGUUGGAACAUAUUUACUUCCACUUCAAGAAUCCCCCUCCAGUAAUGAGCAGCGAGAUGGUGUAAUGAACUAUUCAUUGUUCCUUCUCCGUUACUAUUUUAUUAUUGUAGAUUUUAAAGAUGCUGCGCGAGAAGGAAACGAAGAGGAACUGCUCAUUCUUCACAAGCAACUACUACAGCAUUUCAAGUCAAUGCCUGGUUACAAUGCAUAUGCAAUUGAAAUGCCUAUCAGCAUUAUUCAAUUAGAAGCAUUUCUCUCACAAGCAGAAUCACAUCAGAUUAUGUGGGCUGGAACAGUUAAUUGGAAGGGAGGCAAUUCAAGGAAUAUUGAGAUUCGCCUACUUCAGGAGAACAGGAACAAGGAUCUGAAAUAUUUAAUUAAAGCCAUGGGAGCCAACAACACUACAAAUGCAAUUGAAAGAGCAAGCCGUGCAGCAGGUGGU
This is a messenger RNA of Paramuricea clavata, 3130 nucleotides long. NCBI's taxonomy places the organism in Eukaryota, Metazoa, Cnidaria, Anthozoa, Malacalcyonacea, Plexauridae. The record is from the annotation of a GenBank genome assembly.